This is a messenger RNA of Vanderwaltozyma polyspora DSM 70294, 1161 nucleotides long. RefSeq lists its product as uncharacterized. Gene Ontology annotation, cellular component: endoplasmic reticulum; Golgi apparatus. Gene Ontology annotation, biological process: phosphoenolpyruvate transmembrane import into Golgi lumen. The record is from RefSeq and is a predicted model, not a curated record. Lineage: Eukaryota; Fungi; Ascomycota; Saccharomycetes; Saccharomycetales; Saccharomycetaceae. The coding region runs from base 1 to 1161 and encodes 386 amino acids. The transcript has a single exon. Gene Ontology annotation, molecular function: phosphoenolpyruvate transmembrane transporter activity; antiporter activity.
AUGCCACGUAGGCUUUAUAAUACUUUGGCAACAUACACUCAUAUAGUGAUAUUAUGUUUUUGUUGGUACAUAAUAUCAUCAUUUGGUUCGCAAGUAACUAAAAAAAUAUUGACAUUGUGCCCUUUACCUUUAUUUUUGGGUGAGUUCCAAUUUAUAUAUACUGCUUUAUUGGCAGUAAUCGUAUGUUUUAUAGCAAACAAGUUUCCAAGAUUUUAUAGUAUAUUUCCUGAAGGUACUUUCCCAAAAUAUUCAAAUAAUUUCUCAAAUGGUGACCAUCAAUCAUCGAUAAUUACAAAACCUUCAAAACACGUAUUCAAAACUGUUUUACCCUUAGGUUUAUUCCAAUUCGUUGGUAAAUUCUUUGGACAUAAGGCAACUUCGUUGGUACCGGUAUCAACUGUUGCAAGUAUUAAAACUCUUUCACCUGUUUUCAUCUUAUUGAUCCAAAAAGCUAUAGGUAUAAGCACCCUUCAAUUGAGCUCAGGUAUCUUUGGCAGUUUAGCCUCUUUGAUUGUCGGUGUUUGGAUCAUUGUCGGUGAAGAUAGUAAUUCCAAAAAUUCUGCAUCAAAGGUAAGGGAUUUCUCGUUAUUUGGUAUUGUUUGCGCUGUCAUUUCAAUGUUCAUAUUCGUAUUCCAAAAUUUAUAUGGUAAAAAAGUUUUUACUUAUAGAUCAGAUCCAACUACUAUUUUACCAAAAGUUCAUAGCACAGAUUCCAUAAAAGAAAACUCCCCAUUUCCAAAUCAUACACCAGUGAAAGAAACAAAAUAUGAUAAGCUAACAUUAAUGAUUUAUAUAUCUACUGUGGGAUUCCUUCUAUCAUUUGGCUGGUUCUUACUAUUCGAAUUGCCAAUUGUUUUAGCAUAUUUAUCAGGUGAUAAGACUACAGUUAUAAAAGAUAUACCUUGGCAAUUGCUUUUACUAAAUGGUACAUUCCAUUUCAUGCAAGCAAUGAUAACUUUCCAUUUACUUGGUGAAUUAUCAACUUUAACUUACUCAAUUGCAAAUUUAAUGAAAAGAAUUGCCAUCAUUUCAGUAAGUUGGAUAUUUACUGGAAGGCAAAUAACAUUAAACCAAAUCUUUGGUCUACUAUUGAAUGCAUUUGGAUUAUUUCUCUAUGAAAGAUUAACAUCUAAUGGCAAGAAAUUGAUUCAUAAUAAAUGA